AAACUCUCCAGUCUAGAUUCUGGUGUCAGCUCUGUUCCUUUCCGCUCGGCCACCACCACCUCCCCUCCCGGCCCUCUUCCAACCCGCGCAGUCUUCCCAAGAAUUCUAAGUCUGGAAGAAAGAGAGGAAAGCAGGUGUCCAAUUGGCCUUCCCCGCCCCCGCACCCACACAGGCAAGCAUCGCGUCUCCGCCCGCUCGCGAGGAUCCAGGUUAGCGGCUCUCACCCCAGGCUGGAAUCAUCAGCGCCUUAGGCGGCCAAUAGGUGGCUGGGCAGAGGCGCGCGCCUUCGACAGAGCGGAGGACACGGCUCAGGAGUGCGGCUCCCGGGAGACCAUGGAGCGCCCAGUGAGAGUGAAGGCGUGGGUGGAGGAGAACCGGGGCUCCUUCCUGCCCCCGGUCUGCAACAAGCUCCUGCACCAGAAGCAGCUCAAAAUCAUGUUCGUGGGGGGUCCCAACACCAGGAAGGACUACCACAUCGAGGAGGGUGAGGAGGUAUUUUACCAGCUGGAGGGGGACAUGCUUCUCCGAGUCCUGGAGCAAGGGAAACACCGGGAUGUGGUCAUUCGUCAGGGAGAGAUCUUCCUCCUGCCUGCUGGGGUCCCCCACUCGCCGCAGAGGUUUGCCAACACAGUGGGGCUGGUGAUUGAGCGGAGGCGGCUGAAAACAGAACUAGAUGGGCUCAGGUACUACGUAGGGGACACCACGGACAUCCUGUUUGAGAAGUGGUUCUACUGCGAGGACCUCGGCACGCAGUUGGCCCCCAUCAUCCAGGAGUUCUUCAGCUCUGAGCAGUACAGAACGGGAAAGCCCAACCCUGACCAGCUGCUCAAGGAACCACCAUUCCCCCUGAGCACACGAUCCGUCAUGGCGCCCAUGUGCCUGGAGGCCUGGCUGGAUGGCCACCGCAAGAAGCUGCAGGCGGGCACACCCCUCAGCUUGUUUGGGGACACCUAUGAGAGCCAG
Molecule: messenger RNA, 963 nt
Organism: Bubalus bubalis (water buffalo)
Lineage: Eukaryota; Metazoa; Chordata; Mammalia; Artiodactyla; Bovidae
Gene: HAAO
Product: 3-hydroxyanthranilate 3,4-dioxygenase
Biological process (GO): 'de novo' NAD+ biosynthetic process from L-tryptophan; quinolinate metabolic process
Cellular component (GO): cytoplasm
Molecular function (GO): 3-hydroxyanthranilate 3,4-dioxygenase activity; iron ion binding
Source: RefSeq, a predicted model, not a curated record